AUGUGGAAUGCCAAGUUGGUAGCAGAAUUACUCAGUCAAGGAUUUAUACAAAGCAAGAAUGAUUAUAGUUUGUUUGUCAGAAAUAAAGAUGGAAAGAUCUGCAUAGCAGCUGUCUAUAUGGAUGAUGUUUUUAUCAAAGAUUUGGGAACAGUACAUUACUUUUUGGGAAUAGAGAUUGAUUAUACCAAUAAUGGCUUCAUUCUAAGUCAAAGAAAGUUUGCCAGAGAAUUGCUGAAAGCUGCAGACUGUGAUGUAUCAAAAUCUGUAGUUACUCCAUUGCCAGUACAUCUUAAACUCAGUAAAUCAGAUGGUGAUUUAAUUGACAACCCUGAGAAGUACAGGUCCCUAGUAGGGAAAUUGAAUUACCUAACAAAUACAAGGCCUGACUUGGCCUAUGUGGUACAGACCUUGAGUCAAUUCAUGAAUGAACCAAAGACUACUCAUUGGUCAUCUUUAGAACACACUCUAAAGUAUGUGAAUUCAACUUUACAUCAAGGAUUUUUGUUGAACUCUUCAGACAAUUUGAAGCUCCAAGCUUUCUCAGAUGCAGAUUGGGCUUCUUGUCCAGAUUCAAGAAGGAGUAUCACUGGAUAUAUACUUCUGUUUGGUAACUCUCCAGUUACUUGGAAGUCAAAGAAACAGCCUACAGUGUCUAAAUCUUCAUCUGAGGCUGAGUACAGAGCUAUGGCAGCUGCUGCAUCUGAGGUUACUUGGGCAGUUAGGUUACUUGAAGAUUUGGGUGUUACUGAAUUAAAACCAGUCACUCUACAUUGUGACAAUCAAAGUGCUUUGUAUAUAGCCAAGAAUCUUGUUUUUCAUGAAAGAACUAAGCACAUAGAGCUUGAUUGCCACUUCACUAGAGAUAAGGUCUUAGAAGCUUUACUUCAGCUGACUUAUCUUCCAACUAAAUCCCAGCUUGCUGAUGUGUUCACCAAGGUUUCACCUUCUGUCCAAUUCAAUUCUCUAUUAACCAAGUUAGGAGUUUGUUCCUCAGACACUCCUAACUUGAGGGGGGAUGUUGAGAAUCCAGCUCAUGGACAAAGGUGCAAGGCUGCAUCAAACUACAAGAAUGAUCCAGAAUGUUCAGAUGAUGUCAAGUUGCCACCCUGA
Daucus carota subsp. sativus is the source of this 1110-nucleotide messenger RNA. RefSeq lists its product as uncharacterized. Lineage: Eukaryota; Viridiplantae; Streptophyta; Magnoliopsida; Apiales; Apiaceae. The record is from RefSeq and is a predicted model, not a curated record. Bases 1 to 1110 code for a protein of 369 amino acids. The transcript is spliced from 2 exons.